CGGACACAACUGAAAUCUGUGAAUUUGAAACUCUCUAGAUGAAGGAAAAAAAGGGAAAUAAAGAGCAAUUUUACAAAUUUCUCUUUUGGAAACAUCAUACGUUUAUUAAACGACAAAAAGCGAAACACUGGUAUCGUGGUACUAGCGGAGCGCUCUUUUUCUUACAGCCACUCCUCCUCCGUCACCACCGCCACGGCCACCACCAUCCUUUUCAUUUCUGCAGUAGCAUCAUACUGGAGUUGAUUUCCUAUAGAAUUUACAAGCUGCGACGCGUGUAUAGGUGUUUACGAGCUCUGGGGAUCCUAGAUAGCGACUUCCCAGGCAUCAUUUUCGUUGAUUUGGGUUUAUAUUGCAAAAGAGUUUAUUCCAAAAUCACACAGUAAUGAUGAAAAGGAAAAUGGAUGGGAUGCCAGCUCCACCAGGUUUUGUAUCUGUCACAUCUUUUACACUCACAAAAAGGAACGAUGAAGCUUGUAAUUUGGUGGAAAUUCAAAAUGACAUUAAACCAGAGCCCGUUGGAAAGCUUCAAAAGUCUCUCAAGCAAAGGCCAUGGAUACUUCAUGACCAACUCAUCAACAAAAAGCCAGAUAGAACACAUCAAACUACAAAUAUAUCUUUCGAAAAUACCCUUCCAAAAGGAGUGAUUCGUGGGUGUUCAAUGUGCAAUAAUUGCCAAAAGGUUACUUCAGGUUGGCGUCAAGAAGAGCCAUGCAGACCUGUAUUAGAAUCUGCUCCAGCAUUUCACCCCACUGAAGUGGAAUUUAAAGAUGUUCUUGGAUAUAUUUCCAAAAUACGCCCAAAAGCUGAGGAAUACGGAAUUUGCAGGAUUAUUCCUCCUGAUUCAUGGAAACCACCAUCUCUUCUAAAUGGAAAUAAAUGGGAAUCAUCUAGAUUCUCUACUCAUAUUCAACAGAUUGAUGAACUUAAAGAUCUGCAUUCAAAGAGAAAACUUCAUGAAAUGAUUGAGCAAGCAGAAGGAAAAAAUGGAUCUGAUGGUUUUGAAUUUGAAUCUGGUCCUGAAUUCACACUGAGGACAUUUAAGGCAUAUGCAGCGCAUUUCAAAGGUCAAUAUUUUAAAAAGCAAGACAUUUAUACCGAUCAUAAGAUUCGACCUUGGGAAAAUGUUGAAGGGGAAUAUUGGCGAAUUAUUCAGAACCCAACUGAGCAAAUUCAGGUACUCUCCGGUCAUAAUCUGGACACAAAAGUAAUUGGCAGUGGGUUCCCUUUACCAUCAUCACUCGACACACAUAAGAAUAAAAAUCAAAGUGAAUACACUAAAUCACCCUGGAACUUAAAUAACACCUCAAAGCUGCCUGGAUCUCUUCUUGCUUUUGAUUAUGACAAUUCUGCCCUUUCAACCCCACGCCUGGAUGUCGGAAUGUGCUUUUCCUCCCUUUGUUGGAAAGUUGAAGAGCACAACUUGUAUACUAUCAGUUACAUGCACCAAGGUGCCUCAAGAACCUGGUAUGGCAUUCCCAGUAAAUAUCGCCAAAACUUUGAAUCAUUACUGAAGAAAACCUUCCCGGAGUUAUCAGGAAAACCCGAAUUGUUCCAUAAGCUAGUCACUCAGCUUUCACCCUCUACCCUAAAAUCAGAGGGUAUACCCGUCUACCACUGUGUACAGCAUCCAAAACAGUUUGUCAUCAUCUUUCCAGGUGCAUCCUAUUCAGGAUUUGAUACGGGUUUCAGUGUUUCCGAGAAAGUCAACCUUGCACCCGUUGACUGGUUGCCAUAUGGACAGCUGUCAGUUGAAAUUUACAGUGAGUUGCAUAGAAAAACAUCAAUCUCGUAUGAUAAAAUGUUAAUCGAGGGGGCCCGCUAUGCCAUCAAAACACGGAUGCCAGGGGAGGAUUCAAAUGCAUGUGGAAAGGAUGGUUGGUUUACAAGAGCUCUUAAGUCGCGGGUCAAGCGUGAAGGCUUCAAGAGGGAGUUGCUAUGCAACGCAUCACAGUCACGUAGGAUGGAAGAAGGUUUUAGUUGUUUGGUGAAACAGGAAUGCAUCGUGUGCUUUAGUGACUUGUACCUUUCAGCUACUGGUUGUACAUGCUCGCCUGAAAAGUACUCUUGUCUUGAACAUUCAAAGCAGCUGUGUACAUGUCCAUGGAGUUCAAGGUUUUUUCUUUUUCGCGAUGACAUCCGCGACUUGAAUAGAAUAAUAGAGGCUUUAGAAGGAAAGUGAACGUCUGACUAUUAUUUUAAGGUGUUAAAUUAUUAUUAAAUCGUAUGAAAUAUUGUAUCCUUGCAUGCAUUGUAUCUUUUUUUGUUGUAUAAAUUAUAUUUUAGUGAAGCUUUUGGUGAUUUGUAA
Messenger RNA from Lactuca saligna, 2305 nucleotides. The record is from the annotation of a GenBank genome assembly. NCBI's taxonomy places the organism in Eukaryota, Viridiplantae, Streptophyta, Magnoliopsida, Asterales, Asteraceae.